Messenger RNA from Prosopis cineraria, 1250 nucleotides. RefSeq names its product cysteine-rich receptor-like protein kinase 25. The record is from RefSeq and is a predicted model, not a curated record. NCBI's taxonomy places the organism in Eukaryota, Viridiplantae, Streptophyta, Magnoliopsida, Fabales, Fabaceae. The transcript is spliced from 2 exons. The coding region runs from base 81 to 929 and encodes 282 amino acids.
UUUUCCUCACUUUUGGUGGGACCAAUGGCCAGAGGUGGGGAAGCUCCGCUUGAUUUUUUUCUUUUUUCAAGCAAAAUUUAAUGUGUCUGGUUCAAGAAAAUUUAUCCAAACAACUGCUAAGUUUCAUGAGAGAAGCACCAGAACCUAACAUUAUCAAGAUGUCAAGUUCGAACUCAAAGUACUUUUUUUUCCUCUCCUUCUUUAGUUUCUUGAUCUUUCUAACGGAAGCAGAUCCAAUUUACAGUUCUCAUGCUUGCACUGAUUCCAUUAGUUAUAAACCAAACACCACUUUUGAAACCAACCUCAACCUUCUCCUCUCUUCUCUUUCUUCUAAAGCCCGCGAUGGCAGCCAUUUCUACCGAACAAGAACCGGUGAUGCUACCCCCGACAUCGUCAACGGCCUCUUCCUCUGCCGUGGCGACAUCGUGGUCGCCACCUGCAGUGAUUGCGUCUCCGCCGCGGCUGGAGAGAUAAAACGCCGUUGUCCAGUUCAGAAAGAGGCCAUAAUCUGGUACGACGUCUGCAUGCUUCGAUACUCGAACCAAUCUUUCAACAGAAUCGUACCUUCGACGGACCUGUCGAGUACGGAGGACAUAGCUCCGGAGGACAAGGAGAGGUUCAAUCAAUUGCUGGCCGGGAUGCUAAAUUCUGUGGCGGCGAAAGUUUUGAAAUCUCAGACCAAGUUUGCGACCGAGCAAGUGAACUUCACAAGAACAGAAACGCUGUACGGAUUAGAACAGUGCACCCCGGACCUUACAGUGUUCGACUGUAAUACGUGUUUGAGAAGCGCCAUCGCUGCUAUUCCUAAUUGCUGCGACGGAAAAAGAGGAGCCACGGUGUUGCUUCCUGCCUGCAACAUCAGAUAUGAAUUCUACCCGUUUUUCAAUUCCAGGCAUUCUCGUCCCUCAGAAUACUUCGGAAAUAGAUAGAUGAGAGUGGCACGAUUCAGCAGAGUAAACUAUCGGGACAGCGUUGUUGGUGCAAUUAAGGACUUAGCUUCUUUCUCUUCUUUCUCUUCAUAUAAGCUUAAGAAUAAAGCAACGGCCUCGUAGGCUGCUCAUGAUCUCCUAUACCAUAAACGCAUCAAGGAUCAUUGUAGACUAUCGAGAGCCUUGGAAAUGGAUCUGAUGCAUUUCUCAGCGCAUUUUGUGCAUUACUUUUUGUCUUUUUUAAUUAUUAUGGAAAAGAUGCAAUAGGUGGAAACAUAUUUAUGAUGUAUUAAAUAAUAAAAUAAAAAAUGCACUUUCAUA